Akanthomyces muscarius is the source of this 894-nucleotide messenger RNA. RefSeq lists its product as uncharacterized. Gene Ontology annotation, biological process: phosphatidic acid biosynthetic process; triglyceride catabolic process. The transcript has 4 exons. Gene Ontology annotation, molecular function: acylglycerone-phosphate reductase (NADP+) activity; triacylglycerol lipase activity. The record is from RefSeq and is a predicted model, not a curated record. Bases 1 to 894 code for a protein of 297 amino acids. Lineage: Eukaryota; Fungi; Ascomycota; Sordariomycetes; Hypocreales; Cordycipitaceae. Gene Ontology annotation, cellular component: endoplasmic reticulum; lipid droplet.
AUGAGUGAAAGCAAGAAAUACGUUCUGAUUACCGGCUGCUCUCCGGGCGGCAUUGGUCACGCAAUUGCCACUGAAUUUCAGAAUCAUGGAUAUCACGUCAUCGCCACGGCGCGUCGAGCCGAGGUCCUGGGAGAGCUGCGCAAGACGGGCAUGAGCGUCGUCUCGCUGGACGUGUGCGACAGGGCCAGUAUCCAGAAGUGCAAAGAAGAGGUCGCGCGCAUCACGGCGGGUAAGCUCGACAUUCUCGUCAACAACGCCGGUGUCAAUCACACCAUUCCCGCCACGGAUAUUGAGAUUGACGAUGUCAAAAGGACGUUUGACGCCAACGUAUUUGGCCCGAUGCUCAUGUGCCAGGCGUUCAUCCCACUCCUGAUCCCUGCGCGGGGCCUCAUUGUCAACAUCUCAUCCGUGUCGGCCAUUAUGCCCUAUCUCUUCGCCUCCGUCUACUGCGCCACCAAGGCCGCGCUGGACGGCUACUCGCGCACCCUGCGCCUCGAGCUGAAGCCCUUCAACGUGCGCGUCAUGGUGGCCAUGACGGGCACCGUCAAGUCCAACAUCACGUCGCACUUUGUGCGCGAGCUGCCGAGCAACUCGCUCUACCGCCCCGUCCAGGACAUGUACGACGAGCGCAUCCACUUUAGCCAGAACAACUCGCCCAUGCCCGCCGACGUCUACGCAAAGAAGCUGGUGGCCGCGGCGCUCAAAGGCGAGGGCUGGUUUGGUGGUUUGUUUGGCAGGACGCCGGAUUGGUUCUGGGCGGGAGGGCUUGCCAACGUUGCGUGGUUUGGCCAAACCUUCUUCCCGCGUCGGUUCGCAGAGUUCCUCACGGCCAUUACCUUUAAGAUUUCAAAGAUGGCUUUCAAAAUUGCUGAGGCCAAGGAUAAGAGGGCUUGA